AUGGCCGAUUCUGAUUCCGAUCCUGAGCUCCAGGAAGAUCUGAUCGCAACGAGAAACGCUGCAGCUGCUCUCUUCACAUUAUUGACACUCAAUUCGAAAAAGAUCAGAAUCAGAAAUUCCGGUGCUCUUGUGCCUUUAAUGAUACCAGGACUUAACACUCUUGGGAUAUCAUUGGUUCGAAUUGAUUAUGGACCUAACAUGGCUCGUGCCACUGAGAUUCUCAUGGUUUUUGAAGGCACACUCUAUUUCAAUGUGGGAAAAAGCAAGGUUGUUGCCAUUGCUGCUGUGAGCGGCCAGAAUCCAGGUGUUAUUACAAUAGCAAAUGCAAUGUUUGGGUCAAACACAUCCAUUAACACAUAUGUUCUUUCCAAGGCCUUUAAAUUGGACAGAAAAAAUGGUGGAAAGCCUGCAAUCCAAAUUCUGAUGAUACAGCAAAAAUUUUGA
Molecule: messenger RNA, 444 nt
Organism: Hibiscus syriacus
Lineage: Eukaryota; Viridiplantae; Streptophyta; Magnoliopsida; Malvales; Malvaceae
Product: putative germin-like protein subfamily 1 member 12
Exons: 4
Coding region: 1-444 (147 amino acids)
Cellular component (GO): cell wall
Source: RefSeq, a predicted model, not a curated record